CGCCUUUCCUGCGGAGCUCUCCCAUCCCCUCACAUUCUUUCGUUUCCCUAGCUCGCCCCUCCGAACUUCCUGACCGAACAUCCUGACGUACCGUGCAAGCUCUCGUGCAUCCCGUCCCAACAAAUUUGCUUCAUAAGGCUUCAACAAAGCAAAACUUUCCUGUAUUCGUUCGAAAUUGGCUUGUGACUUUAUUGACCUGUGAUUGAUAUUGCUGUCCCAAAUCGAAAUCUCCAAAUCUCGAGGACAAAGAUGAAUCUGAUCCAUGGAGGAGCUGUCCGAGAGAUCUUGUCCGCUGACAAGGAUGACUGGAAAUCUACAUCAAAGGAUUUUUCCUUUCCAGACAUAGAAUCCGAGCAACCGUCAGGCAACAUUGCUCCGGCGGAUCCAAAGCGCUUUCAUGAAAUCUUUGGAACCAAUGUUGAUCUAAUCUUUCCUCGUGGCCAUGAAUUCAUCAGUCUGGAGAAAGGGAGAAAUGUAUCCAACGCUACCAGUCGUGUAAGCAGCAGGUGCACCAAGAUUGCCGAGGAGGUUCUGGAUGCAGCAGAUCAAGACGGCAGGCUUUGUGAGGUGUUGACAGCCUUGCGCAAGAGAAGAACCUCGCACGCUCACUUCGUUGCCGAUGUUAUCGGGGAGCUGGAUUUGAAACUGAAUACGGACUAGAAUUUCUCACAGCUCAUGUACAUGUUCCCAAUCCUUUUCUGUAAGAUAGGCUGUAUUCCUUUGAUCUUUGAAUGAAAAUAACCAAUUCC
Molecule: messenger RNA, 749 nt
Organism: Guillardia theta CCMP2712
Lineage: Eukaryota; Cryptophyceae; Pyrenomonadales; Geminigeraceae
Exons: 1
Coding region: 250-660 (136 amino acids)
Source: RefSeq, a predicted model, not a curated record